Symbiodinium necroappetens is the source of this 1337-nucleotide messenger RNA. The record is from the annotation of a GenBank genome assembly. Lineage: Eukaryota; Dinophyceae; Suessiales; Symbiodiniaceae.
AUGAUGCCGAGCUCGAGGCUGUCAAGGCGGCCAUUGCUCAGAUGCAACGAUUGAUUCUGCGACAUGAGGAUGCUAUCAAUCUGCAGCGCAUUGAGACGAGCUAUGUUGCGCACAUGCGUAUCUCCACUCCAGAGGCCAUUGUGGCAGGAGUCUACCGUGCCGCCUCAGGAUGGAAACAAGCCAAGGAGACCAAUCCCGACUCCCUCAACAAGCCUCUUCGUGCCACGCUCAUCACCUGCGUGUUCUUGGAUCUUCGCACUAGGGUUGCCAACUUGACGCCAGAUCAGGCAACCAAGCUUAAAGACUUGCAAUGGUAUGAGGACUCCACGACCACGUGGCAUUAUGUCAAGUGGACUGCAGGGCAAAAGAAGCUGGUACGGGAUGAGGAGCGAGAGGGCAUCAACACCGCAGACGUUCUCAAGGUGCUUGGUGAUAUCUUGCGGGCAGCGACAUGCUCGGCUCCUCGGGGCGAUGUUGCUAUGGGCUAUGCCAUCUUGGCCAACAGUCCACUCUUGCGUCACACAAAAGAGGUCAUGCGAACACCCUUGCGCCACAUCAACAUGGAGCUCAUCAACGUCUGCCACUCACUUUGCUAUGUGCUAUGUUCUCGUGCUCUGGAAACCACUGCGUCGCUGAUGCUUCGCCUGCAACCGAUAUGUCUGCUGGUUCUUCUCCAGGACUCUUUCGCUAGAGGGAAUAUGUCCCUAAGCGAGGAUGGCAGGCGCACUGCAGAGGAGUUUGAACUGAAGUAUGGUGCUCAUCCAUACCGCAUGGCACCGGAGCGCUUCAUGUCACUCAAUGGUUUCUCUCAGCAGACAGCGCAUCGUAUAGGUCUUUUUCCAUCGAUGCCAACAUGUCUGGAGGCUGCCGUGCCAGGUAUGGAAUACUUAUAUGAUCACACCACAGACGCAGACAUGGGCGAGGGAUAUAUUCAACAUUUUCUUCGUGGCACAUACAAGGUUGAUUCCAGCUGUCUCCCAGAUAAGUCGCCCUCGAAUUCUGUUGAGGAGAAGGCCUCUGCUGCGAUGGAUUUUGGUUUUAUCACAUGGCAUGAGCUCCAGGAAUUGUUUGAUGAGGUUCCCGCAGGCACCUUGGACCGUGGCGAUGCGCAAGCUGGCACGGACAGACCGCUGCUGCCUCCAAAAGCGUUCGUCACGGGUGCAUACUCCAGAUCUGCUUUUCAUGGUCUUCGCAGAGGCACCGGCGCAUAUCGCAUAUCCAUGGCUCACCAGUUUGCUCUGUUCCAUUGUGCGCAACGUGGCACCGCCGCACAAAUUCACUACUAUUUCAUGGGCGAGAAAUAUCAUGACGGUUGCCCACAAAGAUUCCCACAAUGA